Messenger RNA from Brassica oleracea var. oleracea, 720 nucleotides. RefSeq names its product probable aquaporin SIP2-1. NCBI's taxonomy places the organism in Eukaryota, Viridiplantae, Streptophyta, Magnoliopsida, Brassicales, Brassicaceae. Gene Ontology annotation, cellular component: membrane. Gene Ontology annotation, biological process: transmembrane transport. Gene Ontology annotation, molecular function: channel activity. The record is from RefSeq and is a predicted model, not a curated record. The transcript has 3 exons.
AUGGGUCGAAUCAGUAUAGUGGUUUCUGAUCUGGUACUAUCCUUCAUGUGGAUAUGGGCAGGAGUUCUUGUCAACAUCUUAGUCCACGGAGUACUUGGAUUUAGCCGCAAGGAUACGACCGGCGAGAUCGUCGGAUAUAUAUUCUCUGUCAUCUCAAUGUUCGUUUUCGCUUUUCUUCAGAAACUCACCAAAGGCGGACAUUAUAAUCCUGUGGCCGCUUUGGCUUCCUGAGUCUCCGGUGGCUUCGGCAGUUUCAUCUUCACCGUCAUGGUUCGAGUCCCCGCCUAGGUGAUAGGAUCAGUACUUGCGGUUAAGCAUAUCAUUCACAUUUUCCCUGAGAUUGGAAAAGGACCAAAACUAAACGCAUCAAUCCAUCAAGGCGCUUUAACCGAGGGGUUACUAACAUUUUUCACAGUACUGAUCUCAGUGGGACUAUCAAGAAACAUCCCUGGAAGUUUCUUCAUGAAGACUUGGAUUAGUAGUAUUGCUAAGUUAACUCUCCAUGUUCAUGUUCUUGGAGUUGGUAUAACCGGCGGCUGCAUGAAUCCAGCAGCGGUUAUGGGAUGGGCUUAUGCACGCGGUGAACAUAUAACAAAAGAGCAUUUACUUGUGUAUUGGCUUGGAUCUGUGAUGGCUACGUUGCUUGUUGUUUGGUUCUUCAAUGUUGUGUUUAAGCCUCUGACAGAAGAACAAGAGAAACCUAAGGCAAAAUCUGAAUGA